AGGAGCGGGAUGUGGAGAGGGGGAAGAAGACAAGCGGAGGUAGGAGUUACCCGUACGCAAAAUGAGUUCGGUAGGAGUGAUCUGAACGCAAGAAUUUGAUGGUGCACCAAGGCCUUCCAGAUCAAAACCACCCCCGUCGGUCCUCGCCCUUUACUAGUAGCACCACAUCUGUUCCGUCCUCCGCCGAACACGCCUCGGGCACCGAAGCACGCCACCUGGAAGGAGCUCUUCCUCCUCCUCCUCCUCCGCUCUACUGUGCUGCCGUGGCGUGGAGAUCCAACCGGAGCUAGACCGACUCCUUUUACUGAACCAGUGUGCUAGCCACCGAAGCGGCCAUGGAAGUGGUUUCUUCCAGCCAUUCUUGCUUGGCAUUUCAUCAAACACCUACCAGUGCUCGGAGGUUUCUGGGUACCGGUGUUGGUCCGCGGCAUACCAAGCUUACUCGGCCAAGGAAAAGCGCAGUGCUCUGUGUUGGGAGAGCUUCAAAUCCAGGUGAUUCAGGAAAGCUUCAUGUCAGCCGCAGCUUUGAUGUAAGCGAUGUCGAUGCUGCCCUCCAGGGCAUCUCCAAGAAGGCAGGCCAGAUCGAGAAAGUGGCGAUUCCUGGUCUGCCAGAAGGGCCAGACAGUUCCCAAAUCAGCACUGGUUUGUGGGAGUGGAGGCCGAAGCUGACGGUAUACUACGAGAAGUCUGGCACCAAGAACAGCAAGGCGCCAGCAGUGCUUUUUCUACCAGGUUUUGGAGUGGGCACGUUCCAUUUUGAGAAGCAAUUGAUGGAUCUUGGCCGUGAUUACAAGGUGUGGACGAUGGAUUUUCUGGGACAGGGAAUGUCAUUGCCGUGUGAAGACCCUGCUCCUAAGGCCAUGGCAGGAGAGAAGGAUGAGGAAUCAUAUUGGGGUUUUGGACAAGAUUCACAACCAUGGGCAGAUGAAUUGGUGUACUCUGUAGACUUGUGGCGUGACCAGGUCCAGCACUUCAUUGAAGAGGUUAUCGGUGAGCCAGUUUAUAUCGUGGGAAACUCUCUUGGAGGUUUUGUUGCUCUAUAUUUAGCUGCAUCCAGUCCACACCUUGUAAAGGGGGUCACAUUGCUUAACGCAACGCCAUUUUGGGGUUUCCUUCCUAAUCCUGCAAGAUCUCCUCGUUUGUCAAAGAUUUUUCCAUGGGCUGGGACAUUUCCUCUUCCAUCAGUUGUGAGGAAACUUACUGAAACAGUGUGGCAGAAGAUAAGCGACCCAAGAAGUAUACAGAAGAUACUCAGGCAAGUAUAUGCUGACCACUCAACAAAUGUUGACAAGGUGUUCUCGCGUAUUAUAGAGACAACAGAACACCCGGCAGCUGCUGCAUCAUUUGCCUCCAUUAUGUUUGCUCCAAUGGGCCAGAUAUCCUUUCAGGAGGCACUAUCUAGGUGCCAAAGGCAGGACAUUCCCAUUUCCCUUAUGUAUGGGAAAGAAGACCCGUGGGUUACACCUUAUUGGGGUAUCAGAGUCAAGCAACAGGUGCCAGAAGCACCUUAUUAUGAAAUUAGCCCUGCCGGUCAUUGUCCUCAUGACGAGGUUCCUGAGGUUAUAAACUAUUUGCUCCGAGGAUGGCUUAAGAAUGUGGAGUCUGAGGGUUCAGUUGACCUCCCAUUUCUUGAAGAUUCCAGCUUUGAAGUACAUGGUGUGUCGAAGGAGCUGGAGUUUGUCAGGACAGGGUCCAAGAAAUCAGUUAGUGUGCGGCUCUUCGGUUCCCAAAUUUCCCUGUGGAGCCAUGUGAGCUCAUUCUUGAAGCGGCAUGCUUCCAACAUACAGGUAGUGUCCAGAUGAUUCGUCCGUAGUUCGUUAGAUAGUAGAAGCUUCAAUUGUAUAUUGUAUUCAUUAUUCUUUAUGUAAAGUAGUCAGGUUGAUGCCUAGAUGUACGAAAUAGAGACAAGUUCAAAUAUUUCUAGUGAAUGUGAAUAUGUGUAGUACAGAGUUA
Messenger RNA from Aegilops tauschii subsp. strangulata, 1953 nucleotides. Its product is annotated as pheophytinase, chloroplastic. Gene Ontology annotation, cellular component: chloroplast. Gene Ontology annotation, molecular function: pheophytinase activity. Gene Ontology annotation, biological process: chlorophyll catabolic process. NCBI's taxonomy places the organism in Eukaryota, Viridiplantae, Streptophyta, Magnoliopsida, Poales, Poaceae. The record is from RefSeq and is a predicted model, not a curated record.